GUGACUGCAAUCAACUUACACAAAAUUGACUGACAUAUACCCGGCGAUCCAAGUAAUCAGAUUACAAUUGGCUCUCAUGCCUUUCUGAGACUGCAGCCUGCGCCCAAGGAUCCCAGCUUUAUUGCGAUUGGUCGCUGUUUUGUGGGCCCUACGGUCCGAUUCUUACACUCAACUUCAGCUGAGACACGACUGAGCAGCAGUAAAUUCGACUCAGGGCUAUCGAAGCAUGGAUUCAAGGCUGGAGAAAGGGCCAGUGUGUGGCGUGGAGAACUGUCGAUCUCGAUGGUACGAAGAAGGCGAAGACGGCUAUCGCUACUGCCAGAACGGACACCAGCAGUUCGGUUUGAUUCGCGCUGCGGAUGAUGACGACGAUUUUACCCUUGCUACCACAACUAGGACGCGCAAGAAGAAAGAUGCUGACGACCAAGUCAAAAUUGCUAAACACUUCAGUGGACAAGUAGGUCUUGACUUGUAUCUCAAAUGUCUUCAACUCAUCUUGCGACACCAAGUGUGGUUCUUGGUGAAAGAGAAGGGACUGCCGGAAGAAUUAGAGCUGCUUACUCUUGACCUGUGGGCUCUUCGGAUAGCGCAGUUUGGCGACAAAAUCACCAGCGACAGCCAUGGGAACUCUCAGUCUCAGUCACAAGUCUUUAAUACUCUCGAGACCGAUGACAGCGAGACUGACGACGCGCGAGGCACCCUCAGAAGUGCCAAAGGCCGAGAAAAGAGGCUUCACAGCGUGCCCAACCUUCUUGACUGCUUAGCAUUAUGCUAUCUAAGCAUUCUGACGUUACGAUUACCGGUCACGCCAGGAGACAUUUAUCACUGGGCCACAGAAGGCAAGCUGGCUUACCGAGGAGCGAUUAAGCAUGUACCUUUACCGAUGCGAGACCACCUGUCACCUUCGUAUCAUGCCACUUUAAAUCCCAAUGCACUCCUCAAGUACAGACGAUUUUACGCGACACUCACUGAUCUGCAAAUCAGCCUCACGAAUGAACACAAGAUAGCUUGGGCGCCGCUGAACCACCGUCUUUUGCUCUUCCGUUACAUCAAGGAGCUGGCUCUGCCCCUCGAGGCCUACGAUUGUACCAUCCGACUCAGCAAACUUCUCGGUCAUAAAUUCGUUUUACUCCAGGAUGGUAAGAGGCGACUUGGUGUGCGACAUCUACCAGAGGUCCAGCUUGCUGGCUGUCUUAUUGUUUGUGUCAAAUUGCUCUAUCCAUUUGAUAGUAGUCAAAGACACCCACGUUUGCCUAGUGAGCCCACAGCAGCAGUCGUCAAUUGGCCAUACUGGCAGGAGCAGAUACAGUCCGCCAAGUCAGAACAGGGAAGUGAAAACCAGCGGUACACAAUCGAGGAGCUGACGAACCUUGAGGAGCAAGACGUCUUCGACAUGGCGCCAAACCGGCUGGACCAAUAUCUCGACUUCUAUGCGGAUGCGUUCCUUGAUGAUGCAGAAAUCAAACGCACAAGAGACACAGAUGACUUUCGCAAUGCGAUAUAUGGCAUGUUUCCUAUCGAUCGACAAACGACAGUUGCACCUGACGAGGACCUGGAAACACGGCCAAAGAAAGACGAUAUGGCGACGGUCAGGGCUGUGCAUGGCUCCAUGCAAGCAAGGUCUGAAAUAGCCGAUGAUGACUUUAGCCUUGGAGUACUGCGGCCAGGCCAGUCAUACAGACUCUACAAGAAGGAGAACGAGCUGCCAGAGCCCGCAAAGGUAUUCUACACUGAGGUUGCGAAGCUGGCUGGAUUGUCCAUGGACAUGUUGAUGAUGGCGGUCUUCUACACAGAUGCGAGGAUUGAGAAGUGGCGCAGGAAGCGUAAACAUGUUGGCGAGCAAACAGUGACCUAGAAGACUGAUAGAUUCAUAUGUAGUCCAACUGGUCUAGAGUUCAGGCGUGCUGAACUAAAGAACGUUGUGCUUCGCAGACGAAUACAAAUAUGCAGGUGCUGGCUUUUAGCAUCCCAUGGUGUCUCACAGAGUUCUUAGCACAAACCACAGUACAAGCCAUGUGCACUUUAACCAGAAUUAAGCAGAUGCUGGGAGAUUCCAGGCUUGCUGAUGUGAGCCCAUAUUAACUCGUGAAGGAAGGAGACUACAGAAACUUGUAGUGCACUGCUGAAACUCGCGUAUUAUCCUUCAGUGGUCAAUGAAUGCCCAACCGCACGCGUUCGAUUUGUUGAUGCUGGUGGAACUUGUUGCUGUC
Messenger RNA from Boeremia exigua, 2210 nucleotides. RefSeq lists its product as uncharacterized. Gene Ontology annotation, biological process: RNA polymerase I preinitiation complex assembly; nucleolar large rRNA transcription by RNA polymerase I. Gene Ontology annotation, molecular function: RNA polymerase I core promoter sequence-specific DNA binding. The record is from RefSeq and is a predicted model, not a curated record. The transcript has 3 exons. Lineage: Eukaryota; Fungi; Ascomycota; Dothideomycetes; Pleosporales; Didymellaceae. The coding region runs from base 227 to 1855 and encodes 542 amino acids. Gene Ontology annotation, cellular component: RNA polymerase transcription factor SL1 complex; RNA polymerase I core factor complex.